AUGGGUUAUGAAUACUUGGACCAUCCAGCGGAUGUUAUAUUACAUUCUUGGGGUGCCGAUAUCAAUGGGGCUUUAAUAAGUGCGGUUGAAGGGAUGUUCAACUUUAUGAGUGAUUUAACACGAGUUGAAGAAAAAGACAAACGUGUUGUUCAAGUGAAUGCAAAAAGUUACGAAGAGCUUUUAGUGAAAUUACUGGACGGGUGGCUCUGUAUUUUUUCCUCUGAACUAUUUUUGGCUAAGCGCUUUGUCUUCACACAGUUUGACGACUCCGAUGAAGACAACAUCACCAUCACCUGCGAAGGAUUCGGAGAGUUUUUUGUCGUUGGAAAACAUCAGCAAGGGACUGAGAUAAAGGCAAUUACUUGGCAUAACCUUGAGAUCUAUGAUGAUGUGAAGGAACAAACCCACAUCCAUAUUUUACUCGACAUUUGA
Messenger RNA from Entamoeba invadens IP1, 432 nucleotides. RefSeq lists its product as hypothetical. Lineage: Eukaryota; Evosea; Mastigamoebida; Endamoebidae. The coding region runs from base 1 to 432 and encodes 143 amino acids. The record is from RefSeq and is a predicted model, not a curated record. Gene Ontology annotation, biological process: tRNA splicing, via endonucleolytic cleavage and ligation. The transcript has 2 exons. Gene Ontology annotation, cellular component: tRNA-splicing ligase complex.